Messenger RNA from Coregonus clupeaformis (lake whitefish), 2435 nucleotides. Its product is annotated as zinc finger protein GLIS2. The transcript is spliced from 7 exons. The coding region runs from base 846 to 2402 and encodes 518 amino acids. NCBI's taxonomy places the organism in Eukaryota, Metazoa, Chordata, Actinopteri, Salmoniformes, Salmonidae. Gene Ontology annotation, cellular component: nucleus. The record is from RefSeq and is a predicted model, not a curated record. Gene Ontology annotation, molecular function: DNA-binding transcription factor activity, RNA polymerase II-specific; RNA polymerase II cis-regulatory region sequence-specific DNA binding. Gene Ontology annotation, biological process: smoothened signaling pathway; regulation of transcription by RNA polymerase II.
CGGGGCUAGUCCGCUGCGCGCAAGGAGAGGGAGAUCACGGGCUGGCUCGGGUCCUCUCAGACGGACACGGGGAGACCACCUUACCAAUCACGUCUCCUUAAGGGCUGAAUAGGCGAGAACAGAAAAGAGCAAGAGAGAGAGUGAGAGGCAGGGAGAAAUAGAAGAAUAUAAAGCUAUAAGGACAACACCUCCGUUUGUAACCACAGGGAGUCGGCAUCUGGAAACAUAACGAGCGAAGAAGACCCCCCCUCGCGACAUCUCUCGGCUCUGUAUCUCCCAGCGCACCCCUCCUAUAGCCUACUCCCUGGAGAACGACCACCCAUUGAACAGCCUAAUUGACCAGCGUUGCCAUUAAGCAAUGCACUUUGAAUCCAAGACGAAACCGAACGCGUAAUUUUGAUGCACAUUUUACAACCAGUGAUCUUCAUUUUCCAAAACCGAACAGUUUAGACUAUGGAUACAGUUUUGGGUGUUUAGCCUAAAUUUGACGGGUUUCUGGUGACGUGAAAUUAUCUCAUCCCCGGUAACUGACAUCAACACUAUACUAUUAUCUCUUAUUGUUUGUGGAGGAGUCUUAUCAUCUUCGUUUUAUUCCAUUUUCCAUUUUCUUUUUCAAACCAAUGGUCUGGGAACGGACCGCCUCACUCGACACAUAAUAUUUUAUUUAGACGUGUCAGCUUCGUUUAGUGUUUCGAACAAGGACAACAUUACAGAAUUGCAAGGGACAGGCUUUUGCACAAAAAUACUGAGUGGAAAGUUUGUUGCCGGAGAGGGAAUAAAUCGGAGACAUUUCGGCCAUAUCCACGGGAUUUUUCCCUAAGGUGGGAGGUCCGUGGGCUGCAGCCAUGCUGUCCCUGGACGAGCCAUUGGACCUAAUGCUCCCCCGAGGGUGUGUCAACGGGCGGGACAGGGGUGCACGGUCGCCCCCCACCCUCACCCUCUCUCCGAUACCCUCCAAGCGCGCCCGGCAGCUCCGCAUGGCUGAUGAUGGCACAGCCGUCAUAGUGCCCGCCUCCCCGGCCUCGCCGCACACAGGUGUGCCGGUGGUCUCCCAAGAGAAGCCAGAGACACCCCCCACCCCCCCGGCCGUGGACCUCAGUACGUCCCCCUCCUCCCGCCACACCUCCAGCUCCCCAGAGAUGACCAACGGAAACGGGGUCUCCCACCGCAUCAUUGCAGGGGACUCAGCUCACAUCCGUUACGUGGAGAGCAGAGCCUCCUCGCAGGCCUUCCAGUUCUUCGUGCCGAUUGGUGCUGGGUCCGGACUCCACCUGCCGUCAUCCAUGUUCAUUGGCCAGCCCAACGACAAGCGGGCCUCUCCCGAUCUCUCAGCAGACGAACAGCUGGCCUGUCGCUGGAGGAAGUGCCAUCUUCUCUUUGACUCCCUGCAAGACCUCGUGGACCAUGUCAACGACUUCCAUGUCAAACCUGAAAAGGAUUCUGGCUACUGCUGCCACUGGGAUGGCUGCGCUCGCAAAGGGCGGGGCUUCAACGCUAGGUACAAGAUGCUUAUCCAUAUCCGUACCCACACCAAUGAGAAGCCUCACCGUUGCCCCACCUGCAACAAGAGCUUCUCUCGCCUGGAGAACCUCAAGAUACACAACCGCUCACACACAGGUGAGAAGCCCUACAUCUGUCCAUACGAGGGCUGCAGCAAGCGCUACUCCAACUCCAGCGACCGCUUCAAGCACACACGCACCCACUACGUGGACAAGCCCUACUACUGCAAGAUGGCCGGCUGCCUGAAGCGCUACACAGACCCCAGCUCCCUCCGUAAGCACAUCAAGGCCCACGGCCACUCUGUAGCCCAGGAGCAAGGCUCUCCGGGCGGGCUGGGCUCCCUGCUCAAGGGGGGUCCCCUGGGGGUGGGGAUGGGUGGAGGAGGGGGGAAGCUGGGGGAGUCGGAGCUGAGCUACAUCAGUGGGGCCCAUAUCAUCAUCCCCAGCGCCGCUGCCGCUCUCCUGGGGGGCCACGCUCUGCAGGGCCUGGGGGGCUCCAUCCCUCUAUCCCCCCUCGGCCCCCGGCCCCUGGACCUGAGCAUGCUGGGGGGGUGCCCCAGCUCCCCUUGCACCACCUCCAUCCUGUCCUUCAAUGGUUCUCCUCUGAGCUUGGCCACCAAGUCAUCCCUGGGGCUCUCCCCGGCCUUCCCCUCCUCGGCCCUUGGGCUGGGGCCCACCAUGGUCCCCGUGUCCCUAGGAGGAUCUAUGGGGUCGUCCACCUCGGAGCGCAGGGCCCACCACCACGGGCGUCACUGCAAGGGAAAAAUUGGGGGGGAGGAGGGGGAGGACGAGCUUCACCGUGGGGGGGUGCUGAACCUCUCCACGGGGGCCUCCCACGACCCCCUGUCCUGGGUGGUCAUCCCCUCUGGCACGGUUGUGCUCAAGCCAGCUGUGGUCAACUAACACACACAUUCCAGAGGAGCUCAGGGGGUGGGG